Molecule: messenger RNA, 939 nt
Organism: Erinaceus europaeus (western European hedgehog)
Lineage: Eukaryota; Metazoa; Chordata; Mammalia; Eulipotyphla; Erinaceidae
Product: olfactory receptor 10P22-like
Exons: 1
Coding region: 1-939 (312 amino acids)
Biological process (GO): G protein-coupled receptor signaling pathway
Cellular component (GO): membrane
Molecular function (GO): G protein-coupled receptor activity; olfactory receptor activity
Source: RefSeq, a predicted model, not a curated record
AUGGGGGGUGGCAAUGGGACCACAGUAACUGAGUUUGUGUUACUGGGUUUCUCAGACAUUGGUUCCCUCCUGGGCCUUCUGUUCUGGGGGGUGGUCUUCAUUUACCUGGUCACCUUGAUGGGCAACUCCCUGAUUGUCCUCCUCACCCUGGCUGACCCAGCCCUGCACUCGCCCAUGUACUUCUUCCUGCGCCACUUCUCCGUGGUGGAGCUGCUCUACACCUCAACCAUCGUGCCCAGAAUGCUGGCCGACCUCCGUUCCCCACGCCCCAUCAUCUCACCUGCAGGCUGCUUCACCCAGAUGUAUUUCUUUGCCCUGUUUGGAGUAGCUGAGUGCUGCCUGCUCACAGCCAUGGCCUACGACCGCUAUGCUGCCAUCUGCCGGCCUCUGCAUUACAACACCCUGAUGAACAGGGGAGCCUGUGUGAGCAUGGUGGGGGCCUCCUACCUCAUGGGAGUGGUCACAGGCACCAUCCACUCCAUCUGCAUCUUCACUUUGCCCUUCCAAGGUGACAACACCAUUCAGCACUUCUUCUGUGACGUCUUGCCUGUACUGAGACUGACCACUGGGAGCACCUUGUGGGGUGAAGCAGGCAAUCUUUUUGUCACGGUAGCUUUUAUCCUGACCCCCUUCGUGCUGAUCAUUGUCUCCUAUGCCUGUAUCCUUGCCACCAUCCUUGGAGUGGCAACAUCUCAGGGCCGUUGGAAAGUCUUCUCUACCUGUUCCUCCCACCUGUUUGUUGUCGUGCUCUUCUUUGGGACUGCAACUGUCGCCUAUAUGAGACCUGGCUCAGACUCUACCCAGGACUCAGACCAGAUCAUUUCUUUUUUCUACACAGUUGUCACACCCAUGUUUAAUCCCUUUGUCUACACUCUGAGGAACGCGGAAGUCACAGGGGCAAUGAGGAGACUUGUGAAAAGAUACUUUGGGAGCCCUUGA